Molecule: messenger RNA, 4973 nt
Organism: Ochotona curzoniae (black-lipped pika)
Lineage: Eukaryota; Metazoa; Chordata; Mammalia; Lagomorpha; Ochotonidae
Gene: CBX6
Product: chromobox 6
Exons: 5
Coding region: 72-1259 (395 amino acids)
Source: RefSeq, a predicted model, not a curated record
CGCGUGCGCGAGCGGUGCCGCACCGGCCGCGGGAGCGGGAGUAUUAUGGGCUGUGGGUGCCGCUGAGCAAGAUGGAGCUGUCUGCAGUGGGUGAGCGGGUCUUCGCGGCCGAAUCCAUCAUCAAGCGGCGGAUCCGCAAGGGACGCAUCGAGUACCUGGUGAAAUGGAAGGGGUGGGCGAUCAAGUACAGCACCUGGGAGCCCGAGGAGAACAUCCUGGACUCGCGCCUCAUCGCAGCCUUCGAGCAGAAGGAGAGGGAGCGUGAGCUGUACGGGCCCAAAAAGAGGGGACCCAAGCCCAAAACUUUCCUGCUGAAGGCCCGGGCCCAGGCCGAGGCCCUCCGCAUCAGUGAUGUGCAUUUCUCUGUCAAGCCGAGCGCCAGCGCCUCGUCGCCCAAGCUGCACUCGAGCGCCGCCGUGCACCGCCUCAAGAAGGACAUCCGCCGCUGCCAUCGCAUGUCCCGCCGCCCCCUGCCCCGGCCCGACCCGCAGGGAGGCAGCCCCGGCCUGCGCCCGCCCAUCUCGCCCUUCUCCGAGACCGUGCGCAUCAUCAACCGCAAGGUGAAGCCGCGAGAGCCCAAACGCAGCCGAGUCAUCCUGAACCUGAAGGUGAUAGACAAGGGCCCGGGCGGCGGGGGCGCGGGCCAGGGCACUGGGGCGCUGGCGCGCCCCAAGGUACCAUCCAGGAACCGAGUCAUUGGCAAGAGCAAGAAGUUCAGCGAGAGCAUCCUGCGCACGCAGCUCCGCCAUGUCAAGUUCGGCGCCUUUGCUCUCUACAAGCCCCCACCUACCCCACUGGCGCCCCAGUCCACCGGCAAGGGCGAUGGUACCGCCGCCACUGCCGCCUCCCCCAGCCCGGGGCUGCUCCUGGCCGCCCCCUAUGAUGCCCGUAGCUGCACACCUCAGUCCUCCUCCGACCCCGACGAUGUGCCCCCCAAGCUGCUCCCCGAAACCCUCAGCUCCCCUGCGCCUGACUGGCGUGAGCCCGGGGUGCUCGACCUGUCCCUCCCUCCUGAGGCGGCGGCGGCCAGCAAACGCGUGCCCGCCGAGGUCACUGCUGCUGCCGGCCAGGCCCUUCCUGCGGCCCCUGAGCCCGAGGCUGGGGACUGGCGCCCGGAGAUGUCGCCCUGCUCCAACGUCGUGGUCACCGACGUCACCAGCAACCUGCUGACGGUCACCAUCAAGGAGUUCUGCAACCCGGAGGAUUUCGAGAAGGUGGCUGCGGGGGUGGGAGCUGCUGCGGCAGGAGUGAGCAAGUGAGGGGGCUCCCCCAAGGAGGGGGGCUGUGGGAGCGCCCUCCUGCCUCAAGCCGCUCUUGCUCCCACCCUCCCGGCCCUGCCCUCAGCCCUGUUUUGCCUGUGCUUUGCUUGUUUCAAGUGGCUCAAUGUUCACCUAGGGGCGGGACUGGGCGCGGGGAGCCCCACAAUAGCCAGUGGGUGGGUGCCGCCUGAGGACUGAGGCAGAGCUUGGGGGGGGGGUGCCUGAAGUGCGCCCUCUUGGGACCACCCCUGCCCAUGCGCAGCAGGCCUGCCUGGUGGUCUCGGGGAAGCCCCAGGUUUUAGGACUCACCUGCUGCUUCCACAUCCUGCCUGUUUCUCCCCCGCCCCACCAGCUUGCUUUCUGCACCCCUGUACAGCAUCUGCUUUAUGGUGCUAAGCCGGCAGUCUUGGGGGGCCCAUAGGCAAUCCCACCCAGGGUGGGCGUGGUCCCUGCCUCCCUGCAGGUGCAUGGCCAGAACAGGCAAAGCCCCCUGGAGGCAGGGGGAGGGAGGCAGGCCCCCUCCCUCUUCAGCAGCGAGGUCCUCUGAAGGGGAGGGGUCCAAGCUGCUGGCUCUGGGUGAGAACAGGGUGGAAGCCGUGGUGGCUCAGCAUCUAAGGCCCCGCAUGCUUGACCAAAGGUGCUACAAGAACUUGCUGGGAUACGUCUGGCUGUGUGUGUGUGUCUGGUGUGUGCAUGUGGGGUCCCCAAGUGUGCUGGUUCCUCAGAACAGGCCUAGGGGAGGCCUGGCCCUUCUGGCACCUCGGCCUGGCUUAGGUCUAGGCAGUUCACUGCGGAGGGGAGGGACAUCCUGCCCAGAUGUGCUGGGGGCAUCGUGUAUUGUGUUCCCAACACCACCCUUGCCCAUGCCACCGCUGGUCAGCCUAACCAGUCAGGCCUUUUUUGUAGACAGUAUGGUGGGGGCUGAGCUGAGAGGGGAGACCCCUCAUUGUUAGCCUCCCUUGGCCCCUGAGCAUUUGCGGGAGUCUGGGAAAUGGUCCCCCAAGGGUCUCCAGCAUCUUCUACCUGCUAUUCUGCUUCUGACCACAGCUUUCCUCGUAACCCAACCUGCUCAGAGCAGCGGGGGUCGCGGCCACCCCAGGCAGCUUCUGUAACCCUCUGUGCUGCCAGGGGCCCCAGCCACAGGGCCGGUAUCAGAAGAUGGCCUGGUCUCUGCUGGGCAUGGCUGGAGCCAGCUUCCCUCUACCAGCAGCCCUUGGCACCUCCGUGCAGUGGGUGACACAGGAGGAAGCAGCGGGGGGUCCCAGCCUCAGGGUGGGCAUCAGGAGAUGGCCUGGUCUCUGCUGGGCAUGGCUGGAGCCAGCUUCCCUCUACCAGCAGCCCUUGGCACCUCCGUGCGGUGGGUGACACAGGAGGAAGCAGCAGGGGGGUCCGAGCAGGUGGCAGGCGCCUUUGGUCUGAGGAGGGUUGGGCAGUUUCCCCUGACCCUUCCUGUAGGGGCUGUAGCCUGCUGUGACCAGGCCCACCCACCCCAGGCAGUGGUCCCGGGGUCCCUGGCAGGCGAGAGGGGACUGCAUUCCCAGGUCCCGUCCUGCCCCACCCCGCCUGUGUGUUGGUUUUGUGUCCGUCCAAGUGCCAAUCGGCUUUUUCCCCAAAAAGGGCUGGUAUUUCUGCUCCGUGCCCAUAGGCAAUCUCCCCUGACCCCCUCCGGGGGUGUGCCCGCCUGGGUACUAGUUCCAGGCAUUGCCAGAGACCGUGGACAUGUGUUUUCCGAGAGUCUGUGUCAUUCGUGACUUCUUUUGUAAAGAGUUGUGUUUUCAGAGGUGAUUUUAUGACAGGAAAGUGAAAGAAUUAGUUUUGCAAAAAAAAGAGGGGAAAAAAAAAGAAAUAGAAAAAAAAAUCCUGGUAUUCCUAGUGGGGUGGGGGGUGGGAUGGGGAGAAAGAUAUUUAAAGAAAAAAAUAGUAACGCAGUGAUUGCACAGGUGAGGGGCAGUGUGGGGGUGUCUGGGGGCCUGGGCUUACUUGGCGGGGGCCCUAUGGGGACCGAUGUGGUCCAGCCUCCCACUGCCUAGCCUUGCUCAAAGGGAGGGGAGGAGCGAGUGAGCGAGGCAGACACUGCAGGGGCAGGUUGCUCUGGCCUCCUCAACCCUGCCCUGUGGGGAGCGGCUCCCUCCCCACCACCCCCAAAGACAUCCCACGCUGCCCUGGCCAGGAGGACACUUGAGCAGAACGCCCAUCCUGAUUCGGGGCUGGAGGGCGCCUCCCCCACCGCUGCCUGCACACUGCCCCAGGCUGCUCAAAGGGGUCCAACCGCACCCCUGCCUGCACAGUCGGCCUCCCAGGGCCCCUCCUCCACCCCUGCUGCUUUUACAUUUGCCUACUUAUCCAGCAGAAAUUGCAUUCUGGUUCGCUUUAUUUUUUGUAUGUGACGUGGCUGCCCCAAAACCCAAUCUCCCGUGUUCAGUAUGGGAUGGGGCUCCCCGCAACACACACAUGUCAUAGGAAAGAGGUGAGGCCUGGGGUUUUGGGGGGUUCAAAAUGGAAAGUUUGGGGUGCGUCCUGUCUCCUUCCCACACUCUGGCCCCUGGGGUGGCCUUCUGUGAAAUGGGCAUGUUGAGUAGUGACGUUGGAGCCACUGCCCAGUCUGUGCACCUGCUGGUGGGUGGCUUCCUCUGUAUUCUCAUCCCCAGCCUAAAAAGGAGGAAAUGGGGUUGUGAGAAGCAAGGCUGCCUCACUAGGGUGGCGUGGGGGCCCUGGAGCCAGCACCAGGCUGUUGAACUGAUACCACCCCUUCCCCUGCAACAGGGUGCCCCUGCUCCAAGCAGGACCUGGGCCAUCCCUCUGACCUCUCCGGGAUGCUAGAAGGACGGGCUCCAUGUCCCACUUCUGUGUGUGGUUUUGUUGCACUUCGCCCAUGCCGGGCAGCAAGUGGAGCCUUCUCUGGUGGGACCCAGCCCAAGGUGGCCCCCAGGGGAGCGGAGGGACAGUGGUGGCUCAUGAGGUUUCAGGGGUCACUUUUUUUCAGACCAGAGGAAGGCGUUUUCAAGUUUUGAGUUUUGUUUGCAUUUGUAGCUCCCCUUGGACGCAGAAAGCUCAUGUCAUGCGCACGGCAGACGUGAGGAGAAAGCUGGUUGGGGCAGAUGGCAAGCCCACCCCUGGCCUUGCAGGGGUCAGCACCCCUAAGCGCCUACUGUAUGCAGAGCAUCAGCUAGGAGGAGGGGAAGGGGCAGUGGUCUGAGAGGCCAUGUGGAAGAACUCCAAGUUCUGGCCCUGGCCUUGGCCGAGUGCAGGUGGAAACCUCAUUUUGUUGGUUUUAAUUUAAAAAACACAAAGGCCUAAAGAAAUAUGUAUCUUAUAAGUUUUUUUUUUCUAAUUUUUGAAAAGCUCAUUUAAUGAACUGCACGGAUGGAUUCUUAUAUAUAAAGUAUACAUAGAUAGCUCUAUAUUGGGGGAGGGGCGCUGUCUUUCUCUCUCUUUUUCUCUUAAAUGCAGUGCUGUCUGUGGGUCAGCCGCCCAGCUCCCGGCUGGGCCACCUUGCUUCCGGGAACCACAGGGCUGGCAAGGAACAGAACGGGGGCACAGCCCCUCUGCCCUGCCCCUGUGCCAGGCUCCCGUGGGUUGAGGGCCAGGGGAGGGUCGGUCAUGCGGAUCUGUCUCGUAUGUUUUGUUCUACUCUUCAGUAUUGUAUCCAUGCCAGGAAAGGGGGCGAAUUUCUUUUACCCAUCCCCCAAAUAAAUUGUCACAUUCCGAAGCAAA